CCGACUCAUUCCUCUCUCCGUCAUCUCUUUUCGCUCUUCUCAAUUUCUCAAACCCCAACCCCAGAUGAUUCCAAGAUAUCGGCACCCUGACCCGUUUCAUUAUUAUUAACAUUUUCUUUCAGACGUUAUUCUAAUUUAUUUUAAAACGCUUCUGAUCUAAUUAACUAUCUUCAUGACGGUAUUUCUGCCGCAUAGUAUCGUAUCAUAUCAGGAGAAAAAAGCGGGCGGGUUAUUAUUUCGGCGGUGUCGGCGCCGUGGGAAAGUCCCGCUCGAUCCCACCUCAUCCACGCCCGGGGCGAUCCGCUCACCAGAGCUGUAAGCCUAAGCCAGCGGUUACCGGGACCCGGCCGCUAGACGGCAGUGAGGGCUUCCUUUCCGUGACGAGGGGGACAGCAAAAAGAAAAGAAAGGAGUCCCGUUCCGUCGUCACAUGAUCAUCCCCCGGCGCUGCGAAGCCAUGGACACGAAGCCUUCGCCGCCACCGCCGCCGCCGCCGCUGCAGCAGCGGAAGUGGGCGGUGCCGCUCCUCGCCUCCGUCCUCCUCUCCUCCGUCCUCCUCUCCGCCUCCCUCCUCUUCCUCUCCUCCGGCCAGACCCUUCUCUUCCUAUCCUUCUCCCAGAUCCCCUCCUCCGCCGCCGACGAGUCCCUCUUCGUCGAGCCCAAGCUCCGCCUCCCCCCGCUGCCCGCCCGCACGGUCCCCCGCCUCGCCUACCUCAUCUCGGGCUCCGCCGGCGACGGCCGCAGCCUAAGGCGGACCCUCCGGGCUCUCUACCACCCGACCAACCGCUACGCGCUCCACCUCGAUCUGGAGGCCCCCCCGGCUGAGCGCCUCGAGCUCGCCGCCGCCGUCCGGAACGAUUCCGUCUACGCUCGCUUCGGGAACGUUCAGGUCGUCACCAGGGCCAACCUGGUCACCUACCGGGGCCCCACCAUGGUCGCCAACACGCUCCAUGCCGCGGCCAUCCUCCUCAAGGAGGGCGGCGAUUGGGACUGGUUCAUCAACCUCAGCGCCUCCGAUUACCCCCUCGUCACCCAGGACGGCUCUGCUUGGAUGAUGCUUUCUCAUCAGUUCAUAGAAUUUUGUUUAUGGGGAUGGGACAACCUUCCUCGGACAGUCCUAAUGUACUAUGCGAACUUUCUCUCCUCGCCUGAGGGCUACUUCCACACAGUCAUCUGCAAUGCACCAGAGUUUCGCAACACCACUGUUAACCAUGACCUCCAUUUCAUAUCUUGGGACAACCCCCCAAAGCAGCAUCCGCACUUCCUCACCCUGGAUGACUUUGCGAGAAUGGUAGACAGCAAUGCUCCUUUUGCAAGGAAGUUUGGUAGAGAUGACCCAGUACUCAACAAGAUUGACAAGGAGCUCUUGGGUCGUGAUGCUGAUGGAUUUGUGCCUGGUGGAUGGUAUGGUGCAUUAAAGAUGAAUAGAACUGAUACGCAUUACAUUGUGAGAAAUGUGAAUGAGCUCAGGCCUGGGCCAGGUGCUAAGAGGCUUAGACACCUCGUCACAGGUUUGCUUUCAGCUGACGGUUUUGAUGAGAAGCAUUGCAUUUGACAUGUACAACACACCAGCAGAUGCGAAGGUAAAUUUGUUGCGAAUUCUGAAGCUUUGCGUAGUCGGCCUGCUCUUCAUUGUUGCAGAGCGAGGUCUCCUCAGUGUGGAUAUUGGUGGAGUAAUCUUGGAAGGCAGAGAGUGUAUCGCUAUGGUUCAAUAAAUGUAUCUUUGUAAGAGUAUAAAUUAGUAGCUCGGUUAUGCAGCCUCUCUUCCAUCUCUCUUUCCAGCGCUUUUGCUAUGAACAGAUUGUAUGCUGCAUUUUGGCACGAGAAGCUGCACUGCUGCGUGGAUGUUGUAAUAUCAUCAGUUAUAUACGCAUAAGUUUUUACGAGUAGAGGCUACUAUCA
Messenger RNA from Phoenix dactylifera (date palm), 1901 nucleotides. Its product is annotated as beta-glucuronosyltransferase GlcAT14B-like. Lineage: Eukaryota; Viridiplantae; Streptophyta; Magnoliopsida; Arecales; Arecaceae. Gene Ontology annotation, cellular component: membrane. Gene Ontology annotation, molecular function: glucuronosyltransferase activity. The record is from RefSeq and is a predicted model, not a curated record.